Molecule: messenger RNA, 1171 nt
Organism: Atta colombica
Lineage: Eukaryota; Metazoa; Arthropoda; Insecta; Hymenoptera; Formicidae
Gene: Pino
Product: protein pinocchio
Exons: 5
Coding region: 231-656 (141 amino acids)
Source: RefSeq, a predicted model, not a curated record
UUGAUCUGCGACAUUGUGAGGUGUGAGGUUUACGCGAUCUCUCCGACGUUCACCGUUCACGUUUCAAACACCUUGUUCGAUUUCCGCUUGUUGCGACCAUUAUUAAGGACGCGACGAAGAUUGCCACGCAUCCAACGCCUGUACGUUCGUUCAGUGCACGAGCUAACGUUAGAGGUCCCCGAGGUUUCUGUUCGAUCGAAGAAUAGACGAUAUCUACUUACCAGUGUAACAUGUCGGUUACUUCCGUACAAUCAGCUACCACUGAGAGCCUUUCCCGUCACGGAAGCAACAUCUCGCUAUCCCAUCACAGCCUGUGUGGGAGCGUGGACGAUGGUCUGCAGGGCUCGCAUCCCCAGUAUCAGGACACGAUCCUCACGAUCGAGGAGCUGCGUGCUCAACUCAACUCCUGCUUUACAUGCGGAGUGUCGUGGAGCGAGGAGCACGUCUCCCUAGACUGCAGCGAGUGCGGUGGUUACUCUCUACAACGGCCAUGCCCGCUUUGUGACGGUCGUUGCCAUACCACGUGGAAGCGCGACCUCACCAUGUCCCAUGCGAGUGGUAAAGCAAGAUGGAUCGGUGAGUGCGGGCUAAGCUGUGGACCCUCCUUGGAGGAAUCACUGGUGCCCGCGUUGGAGAAGCUGCGGGCUACUUCGUGAACGGUGUCAGCCCGAGCACCAUCAACCAUGCACAAGACUUAAAUCCAUCACCAUCCAUCUAGUAUCACCCACCACCAUCGCGUGCGAGACUCAAGAAAGAAAGAAAGAAAGAAAGAAAGGAAGAGAGAAAAAGAGAAAUGUGUGAAUGUGAACCAUGGAUGAUAUGCAUUAUGUUCCUGAGGGGGACGGCUGACAAGGGAGAGAAGAGUCAGUUUCGGCCUUGUGGUUUUUUCCCCAAAAAUACAAAGCCAUACCCAGUUGGUCCCUCAACAUCAAGGACCACCAUCAUCGUCAUUAUCGUCUUUCAGGCGAAAGUACAAAAACUACGCGACGACGUCCGAAUUCUAGAAUUGAAAAAUUUCUACGUUAUAUUGAAUGAUUAACUAUGUUGCAGCGAACUAGUUUAAAACAUUGCUCUUUCGGAGAACAGAUUUUAAUUUACUUUCAGAAGAUUUUAUGUCGAUUUAUCGUAAAAUUUAUUUUGAUUAUUUCUCCAGCGAUUUUGAGAAUUAAGA